UCACCAAACCACGCAUUCCUCGUAGCUCCGUUCUGACUUUGAUAAUAAAUCCUCGAACUUAGCUUGUUCAAAAUAAUUGUCACCCCACUCCCCCCUAUAUAUACACACAUGUAUAUCUCCGUAUUUGUGGUCCAUAACUAACCCAAUCUCUUUUCCCUCAUCUCAUUAGUUUAUUCUACCUGUAGAAAUGCCCUCGAAGACAUGGUACGUUCUUCCUCUUCUUCUCUUGGUUGCAAAAUCCAUGCAACAUUCUGUUCAUGGGGAACCGGAAGUGCCUUGCCUCUUUAUCUUUGGUGACUCUCUGUCUGAUGAUGGAAACAACAACAACCUUCCAACAUCUACAAAAUCCAAUUACAAUCCAUAUGGCAUCGAUUUUCCUACAGGUCCAACUGGGAGAUUCACAAACGGACCAACUGCAAUUGACAUAAUUGGCCAACUACUGGGAUUUGAGAAUUUCAUCCCACCAUUUGCAAACACCAGUGGCUCAGACAUACUUAAAGGUGUGAAUUAUGCAUCCGGUGCUGCUGGAAUUCGCAUUGAGAGCGGCACGCAUUUGGGUGCUGAUAUCAGCUUGGGAUUACAGUUAGCACACCAUAAAAUCAUAGUUUCCAGAAUUGCAGCCAAACUUGGAGGUUUUGACAAAGCAGCAACAUAUCUUAACAAGUGCUUGUAUUACGUGAAUAUAGGGAGUAAUGAUUAUAUAAACAACUACUUCCUUCCACAGUACUAUCCAACAAGCCACAUUUAUACUCUGGAACAGUAUACGGAAGUUCUUAUUGACCAGUUAUCUCAAUAUAUAGAGGAUCUCCAUGUUUAUGGGGCAAGAAAGUACGUUAUGGUUGGUGUGGGACUUAUAGGUUGCACUCCAAAUGCCAUAGCUACUGGUGGGAAUGGAACUUGUGUUGAAGAGAAGAAUGCUGCUGCAUACCUUUUUAACGACAAGCUUAAGUCUACAGUGGAUGAAUUCAAUGACAACUACUCUGCUGAUUCCAAAUUUAUCUUUAUAAACAGUACAGCUGGAACCAUUGACACUUCACUUGGUUUUACGGUUUUCACUACAAGUUGCUGUCAAACAGUAGCGGCAACUGGACUUUGCAUUCCGAAUCAGACUCCAUGCCAGAAUAGAGAUGAGUAUGUCUUUUGGGAUGCAUUCCAUCCUACAAAAGCUGUCAACAUACUCACUGCAUAUGCUUCAUAUAAUGGUUCUGAUCCAAACUUCACUUAUCCGGUGGAUAUCGAGCACCUUGUUGAGUCGUUUCAGACUAGUUUAAGUGCAUGGUGACCUACCUAUGCGCGGAUGGAUAUUAAUACUAUAAUAUGAAUAAAAUAACCGUGUGGAAGCUUCUUAUUAGUUUUGGAAUAAGGAAAUAUUGCUUCACGGGUGUGAAGAGCUUGAAUCCUGCUGCAAGAUUUGCUGUUUUUGAUGUUUAAUAAAUUGUAACUAGCCAAUAGGUUAGUUUGGGGAGGAUUUUAGAGCUUUUAAAGAUAAUGAGUUGUUUGCAGGUUGGAUGUAUCUUUUCACCACUGUCAUGAGAAAGUUGUUCUCAUGUUUUUUUUUUUACUAAAUUCAAUAAACUGUUUUGCUUCCGGGAAAAAAAA
Molecule: messenger RNA, 1599 nt
Organism: Lotus japonicus
Lineage: Eukaryota; Viridiplantae; Streptophyta; Magnoliopsida; Fabales; Fabaceae
Product: GDSL esterase/lipase At1g29670-like
Exons: 5
Coding region: 188-1282 (364 amino acids)
Molecular function (GO): hydrolase activity, acting on ester bonds
Source: RefSeq, a predicted model, not a curated record